Molecule: messenger RNA, 1260 nt
Organism: Epithele typhae
Lineage: Eukaryota; Fungi; Basidiomycota; Agaricomycetes; Polyporales; Epitheliaceae
Exons: 2
Coding region: 1-1260 (419 amino acids)
Source: RefSeq, a predicted model, not a curated record
AUGCCUCAUUGGUCAUCCAUCACGAUCAAGAAGAACAUGUGCCACAGACACGGUGUCCCAUGGACGGCAUUGCAAACCAUCCUCUCCGUGCCUGCCCUGCGCAGGCUCAGGGUGCAUGAGAUCUUGUUCGCUCCCCACAGGCUCACCCCAUCCGAGUUCUUCUCCCCCGCGUCCAUCGCUCCUCUUACGUCGUUCACAUACACUCUCGGCAAUGUGCUCGCGUCCAAAAACCUUCCGGCUCCCUCCGAACUUGAGGCAUUGUCGGCCGUCCUCGAGGCCGUGUGUGGAACGCUGGAGUACCUCGAACUCACCGCUGCAUCGGCCCCGCUAGACACCCUGGAGCGUCUUCGGUGGCCCCGACUCCGCACGCUCAAGCUUUCUGGCUGCCGACCGCAGCCCCAGCUACGCUCCUACGAUUCCCUCUUCUCCAACAUGCCUCAUCUCCGUUUCCUUGCGCUCAAGAUCCACGUCAAGGAACCUCCUGUCCCGCCCGCCUCGGCGCCGGAAGAGUUCCCAUGGCCGGAGCUGGAACACCUUUUCUUGCCGCUCCCCCUCCCGGAGAACGACCCCAUGUACUCACGACUCCCAUCGUCGCUUCAUACGCUCUCAUUACUCUCUUACCCUCAUUACGCACAGCGGCACGAUUCCCACGUCGGCCACUGUGACAUCACACCGCCGCGGCCUACGUUCGAGGCCCUAGAAACCAUCCUCCGACGAUGCCUGACUUCCGCACAGCUCACGCGGCUCGAGAUCGAGUACGCCGUCCCGUCCCGGCCGGGUGAAGAUCUCCUGGGGCUGGUCGUCAACGCCUGUCCCCUUCUGGAGGAGCUCAAGCUGCUUCGGUAUCGGCCCGAUCUCGAGCCGGACGACCCAUGCAGAGGUCCCAUUCGGGCGUGGAAACCACCGCACGAGCUCGCGGCCGACAUCGCGCGCCAGCUCGCCCCGCUGACGCGUCUGCGCACGCUGCGGGCGCACCUCGACUACGGGCCCCCGUCGGACUUGUCGAUUGUGCCGCUGGCCCGCAAGAAUUUCCUCGCCGUGACGCUGCCCGCGGUCGCGCUCGUCGUCGCGCAGACUGUGCCGCCGGCCCUCGAGUCGAUCGCGCUGUGGGUAUCGAGCUGGACGUUCAAGGACAGGUGUCUCUGGGCGGUGUUCCGCAUCGAGCGAGGGGUGGACAGACUCGCCGUUGCGGUGCGCAGGGUUGGGUUCGAGUUUGCGGACAGUUCGGAGUUGUGUUAUCCGGGCUCAUGGGUAGGUUGA